AUGGUUGAAAUCACAAUGAUUAGUAUAUUGUUUUUCACGGCAGAUCCCUAUUGUUUAUGGAAAACAUAAUUCACAGAAUAAACAUUUUCAUCACUCCCUUCUAAUUGGUAUAUCACUGGGGCAUAUAGUGGAAAUAGACUUUCUGACUGCUCAGGGACAACUAUUAUUGGGGGAUAUGGAAUUGUUGGAUCUGGAAGCUAAAUACAUGGAUCAUAUUCUAACCUUCCAAGACAUAGUGCAAUCAAAGUGAGAUUAAAAGUGUACUAUAUUGAUUCAUGGGAUACAGAGGUAGCUACGAUUAAUGUAGCUGGAUUUGUUAAAUAGAGAACUUGGUAUUUAGAUUGGGGGUGGAGUGAUAUGUGCGGAGCUGGUUUCAAUGAUGGAUAUUUUUGGGAAACUUUGCAAGGAAGUCAUACUGCAGAUUCUUUUUCUAUUAAUCUAUCAAAUGGAUUAGAUGAUGACGCCUACAAUGAAUCAUUAGGUUUAAAGGAUGUCGAAAUAUAUCUAAUUCCAGCUUAAUGUAUAUAAUUUUUUAGUGAAUGUAAUUAUACUGGAACCAUGAAAGAACUUUGUCAAGGAGCUCCAAAUUUGGAUAGGAGAAAUAUCCCGUAGUAAAUAAAAUCAAUAAGAGUUGAUGGUUGUGGGUAGGUUAAACUAACAAAAAAAGGAUUGGGUUCAAUAACAAUAACUGAAAAUACUCCAUGUUUAACAGAAUUUGAUUUCCCUCCAGUUGAAAAUUUAAAUAGAUGA
Paramecium tetraurelia is the source of this 750-nucleotide messenger RNA. RefSeq lists its product as uncharacterized. Lineage: Eukaryota; Ciliophora; Oligohymenophorea; Peniculida; Parameciidae. The record is from RefSeq and is a predicted model, not a curated record. The transcript has 3 exons.